Molecule: messenger RNA, 317 nt
Organism: Trichomonas vaginalis G3
Lineage: Eukaryota; Parabasalia; Trichomonadida; Trichomonadidae
Exons: 1
Source: RefSeq, a predicted model, not a curated record
AUGGGUUUAUUUGGCGCAUUAGCAGGAGUUGCAUCCAGAUUUUUGCCCGCAGUGGGAACAAUAGCCAGAGGUGUAUUUGGAGUUGGAAGGAAGAUUUUGAGUACAUUAGGUAUACUGAAAGAGAAAGCACAACCUAUUAUACAAACUGUACAGAAAGGUUGGGAUGUAGCACGAGAUGCAACAAAUCUUAUUCCAAAUCCUGAAACAAGAGGAAAAGUUCAAGGAUGGAUGGACAAUGUAGGAAGACAAGCAGGAAACUAUUAUAACAAAGCAAAUGACUACUAUAACCAAGCAGGACACUAUAUGGACCAAGGUGA